AUGGCCGAGUUACCAACCCUCGUCUUCGUACCUGGUGCCUGGCACAAGCCUGCCUGCUACCGCGAGAUCAUCAAACUCCUGCAGCCCAAUUUCAAAUGCGUCUCAAUCACCCUCCCAUCCACAUCAGGAGGCCCCGAUGCGUCAUUCAAAGAUGACCUCGAUACCGCCCGCGAAGCCAUCUCCAGCGAGAUAACCAGCGGGCGCAAUGUCGUGGUCGUCGCGCACUCUUACGGCGGGAUGGUCGCCAAUAGCGCGAUCAAGGGAUUCACGCGAGACAAAACCACAAACCAAACACCCGGGACAGGAUCCGUGAUCGGGCUCAUCCUGGUCGCCUCAGGAUUCACAUUCACAGGCCUCUCAUUUAUGGAUCCAUUCUUCGGGAUCCCGCCUCCGACCUGGUGCGCUAAUUGGGAGACGGGUUACGCUGAGCUCGUCACUCCCCCGCGGGAAAUGUUUUACCACGACCUACCGCAAGAAGAGGCCGAGUACUGGGUUUCUCAGCUUACGCCACACAGCCUGAAAUCUUUGUUCGAAGGCGGCGAACAUAGUUAUGCUGGCUGGAGAGAUGUGCCGGUUUGGUAUAUUGGUACCGUCGAGGAUCGGGGGCUGCCUGUGUUGGUGCAACGGACGCAAAUCGGCAUGGCGAGGGAAAUGGGCUGUACUGUGGAACAUCGAGAGCUGCAGACGAGCCAUUCGCCGUUUUUGAGUCAACCUGAAGCGACAGUCGAGAUCAUGCGGGAGGCUGUUGAUGCGUUCACUGGCCAUUCGGGGACUCGUGAGGCUAGUGAGCGUGUGAAGGGCCUGAUUACGGUGGCUGGACCGAGACUCUGGAAACCUUUCACGUGGUUAAAGUUUGGACUUCCGCUUGUCUUUGGGCAUGUGUGUGGACGUGGGAUUCUGAUAUUUGAGUUUGGAAGGAGGAUGUGGAGGUCUAUCUUCCAUUAG
Molecule: messenger RNA, 945 nt
Organism: Penicillium longicatenatum
Lineage: Eukaryota; Fungi; Ascomycota; Eurotiomycetes; Eurotiales; Aspergillaceae
Product: alpha/beta hydrolase
Exons: 1
Coding region: 1-945 (314 amino acids)
Source: RefSeq, a predicted model, not a curated record